AUGGGUUUCGCUGGCAUUUGCCUUGCUGUCGUGACAGCAGUAUCCGCUGUACAUGCGAGACAUGUUCCGCAACAAUCAUCUGCCUGUAAUGGUCUCCUCGGCACGGAUCUUAGCCCGGGUCAUACCGUGUCUGAUGCAGCAGUCUUUCCAUCUGGCAGCUUGAACUCUUCGGGUAUCAUCAACGCAUUCACCCUCUGCCGAGUUCGAGGAACCGUCAGUUAUGAUACAGACGAUACACCCAUCCUCAACGGCCCGAACACUCUCACCUGGGAGUUAUAUCUGCCAGUAGCCUCUGACUAUAAUCACCGAUUUAUCGUCGUCGGAAACGGUGGAUAUGCCGGUAACAUCGAUGAGGCGUCGAUGAUGACCCAACUCAAUCAUGGAUACGCAGUUGCCGCGGGUGACAGUGGUCAUUCCCUCGCUGCCAGCGGAAACGGUACAUACGCCUCGUUCUUAGCCAACAAGGGAGAAGUGAACGCCUGGAUCCACAACUCCAUUGCAAUGGUUACCAAGGUCACUCGAGCCUUGGCCACUGAAUACUACACCAAGUGCCCUGAAUUCAGCUACUACCACGGAUGUUCAACCGGGGGUGCACAGGGGUAUUCACUCGCCCAGUUUCACCCAGAACUGUUUGAUGGGAUCUACGCCGGAAGCCCGGGAAAUUGGUACAGCCAUCUAAUUCUCAGUUUCCUUUGGGCCGGACAGAAAACACAAGGAAGCGGAUUCAUGAAUCAGGACGUCUUGAACUUUGUCACCGAUCGCGUUCUUUCUGCAUGCGAUUCUCUCGAUGGGGUCGUCGACGGACUGAUUGAGAAUCCACUGGUCUGUGAUUUCAAGAUCACUCAACUUGAAUGUCCUUCCGAUCGUAGUCCAACAACUGCCAGCGGGGAAGUGGUGUGUCUCACUUCGGACCAAGUUGCAGCAGCCCAAGCGAUGUACGCCGGACCUAAGAACACUGUCACUGGUGAAGAGGUCUACCCGGGAAUGGACUUGGGCUCAGAAAACGGUUGGCUGAGUCUGGAGACGACUUUGUAUAAGAGCUAUUCCGAGCUCAUCCUGAAGGAGCUCGUCUUUGGGGAUCUGACCUAUAACAUCUCCAACUUCAACUGGGGCUCUGAUGUUUCCAGAGUCGACCAGACCGCAUCACCUGUGAUCACUGCAACCUCCCCAGACCUUUCCAACUUCCGGAACCGAGGAGGCAAGUUGAUUACCACGCAGGGCUGGGCAGAUCAGUACAACGCAGGUCUUUGGCCCAUCCAACACCUUCAUCAGAUUGAAGCCGCUAUGGGUAGGGCUAAUGUUGCCGAUUUCAUGGAGGUUUUCAUGGUCCCCGGAGGUGGACAUUGCGGGGCGAACCCUGCAUAUUCCCACGUGCCAGGGAAAUACCAGGUUCUGGAUGUCCUGGUGCCGUGGGUAGAGCAAGGCAUCCGUCCGACUGAGAUGUUGAGCACAACUCCCCCUGACGGAACCAAUACUACCCGCAAACUUUGCCCAUGGCCGGAAAAUGCGCGAUACACGCAGGGUGACAUCGAUGAUUGGACGUCUUACAUUUGCGUCUAG
Penicillium digitatum Pd1 is the source of this 1560-nucleotide messenger RNA. Its product is annotated as Tannase/feruloyl esterase. NCBI's taxonomy places the organism in Eukaryota, Fungi, Ascomycota, Eurotiomycetes, Eurotiales, Aspergillaceae. The record is from RefSeq and is a predicted model, not a curated record.